AUGAAGACCUUCUUACUUAUUCUAAUUUUUAGUCAAGUUGCCAAAACACAAGUGCACUAUUCUCCAAUUUUCAUAAAAACAUUAGUGAGUGACAUUGCCGAAAUUAAAAAAUCUAUUUCCGAGUUGGGAGAAAAAACAACGAGGUGUGAUGAAAUUGGUUCAUAUCAACCUUUUUUUCAUACAUUACUCAGUACUCUUCAGCUAUCGAUUAAUAAGUUAUCAUUCCUUCAUGAAAAAAUAAGCAUUAUUAGCAAGGUUGAAACUAAAAUAAAUGAGUUAGAAGAAAAAUUAGAACGUUCACGAAUCAAUAAUAAAUUAGAGGAAAACAAGCAAAAUGAAGAGUUAGAACAAGUUUUAAAUAAAUUAAAUAAUGUUGAAAACGUUGGAAAUGUUUUAAAUGAAAAUGUCAAAUCUCAAAAUUUAAAAAUUCAAAAAUUAUUUGAUGGCUAUAAUAAAUUGAAAGUAGCAGAGGAAGAGUUUCUAAAGGUUAAAUUCAACGAUUUACACUCAACACUGAAUCAAACUCCGUCAAAACUUGAUGACAAAUCAACAAAAAUUAAUAUAAGAGAAAACUCCGUUAAACAAAUCAAUAAUAAGUUUGAGGAAAAUGAAGUUUUCGAGAAAGUUUUAAAUAAAACAAAUAAAGUGGAAAAUAACACAGAAAAUUUAAUAAAUUCCUUAGAAAAGAACGACAUUGAAAACGUUUUACGCGAAAAUUUUAAAUUUCAAAACGUGAGUAUACUAUUAUUGAUUGAAAAAUGUAAUAAGUCAGAAAAUACGAAUAAAACGGAAGACAGAAUUUAUUUUACCAGAAUGUUUUGAUUACACAUCUUUAAAUUCAAUUAAAAGACUUUCUCUUACGUCUAAGUUUUAUGCAAGUUUAGACAACGCUACAAAGUUAUGCGAAAACGGUUGGUUGGUGAUUCAAAGACGGGGUAAUUUCCAGUACCAAGAAACUUUUUAUAGAUUCUGGAACGACUAUAAACAUGGUUUUGGCGAUUUAAGUAAAGAAUUCUGGAUUGGAAAUAAUUUCAUACAUCUAUUAUAGCAUCAAAACGAGCUAAAAUUGCGAGUAGAAUUGGAAAGUUUCGAUGAGAAGAAAAGCUGGGUCGAAUAUGGAACA
Onthophagus taurus is the source of this 1123-nucleotide messenger RNA. RefSeq names its product putative leucine-rich repeat-containing protein DDB_G0290503. NCBI's taxonomy places the organism in Eukaryota, Metazoa, Arthropoda, Insecta, Coleoptera, Scarabaeidae. The record is from RefSeq and is a predicted model, not a curated record.